AUGGAACAAAAGGAAGACAGAAAAGAAGAUUUUAAAUUAAAAAUGUAUUCUGCUGAAGAACAGAAGGCAGAUGAAGGGACAAGGAAGGAGCCCUUUUGGGUCUUUGGUUACGGAUCUCUUUGUUGGAAUCCUGGAUUUGAAUACCAGCAGUCAAUUACUGGAUACGUUAAAGGAUUUUCAAGGAGAUUUUGGCAAGGAAAUACUACGCACAGAGGGACCGAAUCCAAGCCGGGUCGUGUUGCUACACUCGUAGAAGAUAAGGAGGGAGUAACAUGGGGGAAAGCAUUUUUAGUUGCAGCAGAGAAUAAUGCAGCACUACCUUACCUAUCUACCAGAGAAUGCCAGCUAGGAGGAUAUCGGACUUACACAGUUAAUUUCCAUCCAAAACCCUCAUUUCUACCAUCAAACAGUCAUUCAGAUAAGAAAGACGCCUUUCUGUACAUUGCCGUGCCAGAAAAUAAACAUUGGCUCGGCGCUGCCCCUUUACCUGAUAUGGCUAAACAAAUUUUAGAAUGUCGUGGUUCAUCUGGCUCGAAUGUAGAGUACGUGUUAAAAUUAGCAGAUUUCAUGAGAGAAGAAAUACCUGAAGCUUUGGACGAGCAUUUGUUUUCUUUGGAAAGGCUGGUUAGGAAAUUUGCAGCGGAUAUGAGGAUAUGUUUAAGAUCUCUGAUGGUAGAAAAAGAAGAAAAUGAUCCAGAACCCCAAGUACAAGCAGUUGUUCCAAGCUAUCAGUUCGCCUCGAGAAUUCCAGAUAAAAAAUUACGUUGUGUCAAUAUG
Messenger RNA from Brenthis ino (lesser marbled fritillary), 777 nucleotides. Lineage: Eukaryota; Metazoa; Arthropoda; Insecta; Lepidoptera; Nymphalidae. The record is from the annotation of a GenBank genome assembly.